This is a messenger RNA of Nymphaea colorata (pocket water lily), 3379 nucleotides long. RefSeq names its product zinc finger BED domain-containing protein RICESLEEPER 2-like. The record is from RefSeq and is a predicted model, not a curated record. The transcript is spliced from 2 exons. Gene Ontology annotation, molecular function: DNA binding. NCBI's taxonomy places the organism in Eukaryota, Viridiplantae, Streptophyta, Magnoliopsida, Nymphaeales, Nymphaeaceae. Bases 633 to 2342 code for a protein of 569 amino acids.
UGUUACUGCACCAUUGGGUUCUAAUGACAGAUUGAGUAUGACUGUGAAGAAUGAGAACAGCAGCUUAGGUUCUAUACAUGGUUCUAUGACAUCAGACAUCGACAAUACUUUAUCAGCAAAUGUUAUCAAUGGCUCGGGAUACUGCGAUCUAUACCACGGCAAAUGGUUUUUUGACCACUCUGGACCACUAUAUAUAUUGCAUUCAUUUUCUGCAAUGUUUGAUCUACUUGAUAUUUGAUUUAUUGUAUUCAUAAAUGUAUGAGGUAAUCCAUUUUCAUAUACCAGUUCUAUUAACAAUGAGAUAUAGAAUUGUAAAGAGAGAAAAGCCUCAUCAAGCCAAAAGUUGCUGCCCAUGGGAAUCUGGUAGAAGUUUUUAAGACAGAAAAAAUCAAUCGGCAGGAGUGAAUAGAUGUUAAAAAUUGCUGAAGAAAAGAUCUCUAAUUGGCUAGAUUUAAUAUAUUAAAAAAGUGUAUGCUUCAAAUUUAGUGAUAGCUUCAAUUUUUUUAAGGUCAAAUUUAGUGAUAUUAUGUUCUUCUACUAGUUAGUUUCUUCAUAAUUGCCUGCUUUUAACUAUGUCAUUAAUUUGGAUUAAGAUAUUUCUAUAUUAAUGAAAUUACGCAUUGUGCAUCUUAAUGGUCCUUUUUAUUGUUUUGGUUAUUUACAUGUGUCAUUUCAACUUUAUGUCAGUUAUGUCGCACGGUAUGUCUGAUAAAGAAUAUUGUCCAACUUCUAAUAUAGAAUCAUUGGAAUCAUCUACCGAGAGAGAAGCUGUAUCCAAGAGAAAAAGGACUUCAAAAGUAUGGAUUGAUUUUAUAUUGGUUACAUAUAAAGGAGAAGAUUUUGCAAAGUGCAAACAUUGUGGAGAACGAUUGAAAGCAAGCAGUGGUCAUGGAACUAGCCAUUUAAGUCGACAUAUAAAAUCUUGCUUAAGUAGGCAAAUCAAUGAAGGAAAACAAAGAACUUUAGCUCUUGCAGUCAAUGAUUCUGGUGCCGCUUCUGUAUCUAUACAAAAAUUUGACAUGGAGUCUAUUAGAAAGUUGAUGUCAAAGUGUGUAAUAGCACAUGAGCUUCCAUUCAAUUUGGCAGAAUAUAAAUAUCAUAAUAAACUUCUUCAAGCUUGCAAUCAUAGGUUCGUUCCAUUUUCUAGAAGAACUAUGAAAAGAGAAAUUCUGUCAAUGUACAAGAUUGAGAAAGUCCGACUUGAAGGAUUUAUAAAUGAUUCUACCCAGCGAGUUUCAUUGACAUUUGAUAUGUGGACUUCACAGCAGACAUUGGGUUAUCUAUGCGUGACAGGACAAUAUGUUGAUAGAUAUUGGAAGUUGCAUGCUCAUAUGUUCAGUUUUGUACAUGUACCUCCACCACAUAAUGCAAAUAGUUUGUGUGAGGCUUUAUUAGAUUGCAUCUCUAAAUGGAACAUUCAGUCAAAGUUGUUUUCUAUUACUGCUGACAAUUGUUCGACGAAUGAUAGUGCAAUAACUACAUUGACAAGGAACUUAGGAAGAAGACAUCUUAUUCCAAUGCAAGGGCAACAUUUGCAUAUUCGCUGUGGUGCACAUAUCCUAAAUCUUAUGGUUCAAGAUGGUAUGCAGGAUCUGCAUGAUACAAUUUCAAAAGUUCGUGAAAGUGUUAAAUAUGUAAAGGGAUCACCAAAGCGGUUACAUUCCUUUAAGGUUUGUAUAAGAACAGUGGGCUUGAUUGGUACAAAGAAAUUAACCUAUGAUGUUCCAACUCGAUGGAACUCUACAUAUAUUAUGUUGAGAGAUGCAUUGUUCUACAAAGAUGCAUUUCAACAUUUGGUUUUUGUGGAUCCCAAUUAUAUAAAUUUACCUUCUGAGGAUGAAUGGUCUUAUGCAACUACCUUGUGCCAAUUUUUGAAGUUAUUCUAUAAUGUUACAAAUAUCUUCUCUGCUACUAGAAAUGUAACAGCUAAUGUGGUUUUUGAAGAAAUACAGAAGGUACGCAACCAUUUGCAUACACAUAGUGUGGCAGGCAAUGAUUAUAUAAAAUCAUUAGCCAUCAAAAUGCAAGGAAAAUUUGACAAAUAUUGGAAAAAUGACUACAAUGUCCUCUUUGCAAUUGCAUUUGUCUUAAAUCCCAGGUCCAAAUUGGGAUAUUUGAAGUAUGUGCUUGAGAAAUUAAAUGAACGUGAUGCAAUGGUACAAUAUAAAAAAGUAGAGAGAAGUCUUCAUGAAUUGUAUGCUGAGUACAAAAUUGUGUAUGCAACAUAUGAUGAAGAAAAUGAGAAUGCAAACAACACCAAUGUGGAAUUUGAAGAAGAGAGACCUUCAAUUUUUUCAAGAGAUGCCUUCUUCACAUAUUACAUGAGUUCUGUAUCUCCUUAAGUACCUCGCACAGAUCUGGAAGCAUAUUUAACUGAUCCAAUAGAACGUCUUCGACCCAAUGAAAACUUCUGUAUAUUAAAUUGGUGGAAGGAAAAUGAAAGUAAAUAUAGAGUUUUAUCCAAAAUGGCUCGAGAUAUAUUGGCAAUCCCUAUAUCCACGGUUGCAUCUGAGUCUUCAUUCAGUACAACUGGAAGAAUUAUUAAUGAUUAUCGAUGUUCUACCACUCCUGAAACUGUUGAAGCACUAGUUUGUACACAGAGUUGGAUUCGUGAUGAAGAUAACUCAUGCGAAAUGUAAGAUGUUCAUUGUUUAAUGUCAAAUUUUGCUCAUUCCUUUUGUUUUUUAUGAUAUACUAACAUUGUAGUUUGCUUGUGGUGAUGUGUCUUUUGUAGUUUUGAAGAUAAGGAGGACUCUUCUGGUGACGAAUUAGCAUGAUUCAUAUUUCGUUGUGGUAAAAUGUUAUAACAUUUCAUUCAUAUUUCGAAUUAGCAUGUCCAUAUAAAAGUGCAGGAGGAAUGAGCAAGUUUGUAUGUAAAAUGUUAUAACUCUCUUUUAGCCUUUUAUAUGUGUAGGUUUUAUUGAAUUAAUUUUUACUUGUGUUUUCUACUGUUGCUCUUGUAGGUGAAAUCCAAGUUUGUCAUUGGGCCAUUGCAAGUGCAGAAGCAGCAGGAUUGCAAUCAUGGUGGACAUAGAGGAGGACUGCAAUCAUGGUGGACAUAGAGAUACAGGGUUAUUCAGAUUUGUUAGUGAAACAUGUAACUAGGCCACUGAUUAAGUGAUUUUCAUUUGUCUAUAGACCCCUUAGAGUUAAAGGGUUAUUCAGAUUUGUUAGUAUAUCUGAAACAUAUGCUUGUUAAAUCAUAUUGAACUGUUGAAGCUAACCAAAUGAGCAGCGGUGCUGCGUUGGUGUUGGCCUUGGUGGAUACAGGCACACAAUUGCAUUUGAUAGUGUAAAACAGUCUUAUGCACUUGAUGAUCAACUGCACCUUUGUGCAUUAUAAGAAAAUGGAUUAACUUGUGCAGGAUUUCAAAUCUAA